This is a messenger RNA of Helianthus annuus (common sunflower), 2452 nucleotides long. RefSeq names its product protein MICRORCHIDIA 6. Gene Ontology annotation, cellular component: nucleus. The coding region runs from base 320 to 2248 and encodes 642 amino acids. NCBI's taxonomy places the organism in Eukaryota, Viridiplantae, Streptophyta, Magnoliopsida, Asterales, Asteraceae. The transcript is spliced from 20 exons. Gene Ontology annotation, molecular function: ATP hydrolysis activity. The record is from RefSeq and is a predicted model, not a curated record.
ACGAGUUACCAAAAGAAAACAAAAUCAGAAAAUAAAUUCAAACGCAGCCGGCAACAGGCGAAUCGCCGCCGUAUCACCGUCGUUCGCCACCGGAGACCGAUGCUCCACCGCCACAACUUAACCACCUCUAUGUCGGUUAUUAUCUUCACUCAACUCUUUGCAGAUCUUCAAAUAAAUGAAUUGUAAACUCUCGGUGACCUUGAAAACCCUAAUUUUCGCCUCAUCGGAACGUGUUAAGUUAUUUGUUUUGAAAUUCGUUUGAUCGGGAGUCUGUACGUAGAUGUGAGAGUACACUGUAGUUGGUGGCUGGAAGCUGUGAAUGAAAGAGUUACUUAGCGGUAAUGUUUAUGCAAACAUGGAUGCUAACGGUGUUAAGUUGGAGCCCGACAUACUCAGCGUAUCAAGUCAACUAAAACAGUCCCAUACCAUUAUCUCUAUAGGUAGAAGAUUUGAAAAACAAGAACAGUCAGCAGCUGAUGCUGCGAACUUUUGUUCCACGUCACCAGUUUGUGAAGCCCCUAUAAUUCGGCAAUUCUGGAAAGCUGGAGUUUACAACGAUGAGCUUGCUUCUAAGCCCACAACUCAAUCUGGUUCAACUUAUCUACAUAUACAUCCGAGAUUUCUUCACUCCAAUGCUACUUCUCACAAAUGGGUUUUUGGUGCUGUAGCUGAGCUUAUCGACAAUGCCGUAGAUGAGAUACAAAAUGGGGCUACAUUUGUAGUUAUCGAUAAAUACAUGAACCCAAGAAACGGAAGCUCAGCAUUGUUAAUCCAAGAUGACGGAAACGGGAUGGAUCCAGAGUCAAUGCGCCGAUGUCUGAGUUUUGGAUUUUCCGAUAAAUCCUCAAUAUCAGCGAUUGGAAAGUAUGGAAAUGGCUUUAAGACCAGUACUAUGAGGCUUGGAGCUGAUGUCAUAGUUUUCAGCCGUAACAUAACUAACAGCAAAGUGACUCAAAGCAUUGGACUUUUAUCGUAUACAUUUUUGACUCGAGAGGGUUAUGACAGAAUAGUAGUUCCCAUGGUUCACUAUGAGUUCAACUUCGUUACGAACUCUUUUGUUUCCCUACAAGCAAAAGAUAACGAGUACCCUAAUUUAAAUAUGUCUAUGCUGUUGAAAUGGUCUCCAUAUUCAACAGAAGAGGAACUACUUAAACAAUUUGAAAACGUGGGUCCUCAUGGCACAAAAAUCAUCAUAUACAAUCUAUGGCUUGAUGAGGAUCGAGGUAUGGAGCUAGAUUUCGACUCGGAUCCCGAGGAUAUUUGUAUAACUCGGAUUGCGAGUAACAAGCUAAAGGAUGGUUCUCGUCAAGCCACAAGCGGACAUCUUGCCAACCGGCUUCGUUAUUCUCUCCGUGCAUACUUAUCAAUCUUGUACUUAAAAUUACCUGAAACUUUCGCAAUGGUAUUGCGUGGGAAAGUCGUCCUGUAUCAUAACGUUGCUACAGACUUGAAGUACACAGAAUUUAUCAUGUAUAAACCUCUUGAGGGUUCGGUGGUUACAACGAUCGGUUUUCUCAAGGAGGCACCACAUAUCAAUGUUCAUGGAUUUAACGUCUACCACAAAAAUCGCCUGAUACUGCCAUUUUGGCCCGUGGUUAGCUAUUCUUCAAACAGAGGGAGAUGCGUAGUUGGUAUUCUUGAAGCAAAUUUCAUCGAGCCAACUCAUGAUAAGCAAGAUUUUGAAAAAACUUCUGUUUACCAAAAACUUGUUCAUCGGUUAAAAGAAAUGACAUUGGAGUACUGGGAUUACCAUUGUGGACUGAUCGGUUAUCAAAUUCACCGAAAACCUCGACCACCAUCCGCUACCCCAGGUGCCACUAAUUUCGUUCAUCAGCACGGUCCAGAACAACCCGCUCUCUCGAGGAUAUACAAACACACCGCUGGCGGUGACAAAACCAAAAUACCGCCAAUGAUAACUACCAUAAAUAGCAGGGCAUCUUUUCAAUCAAAUUUGUUACCGAACAUAGUACAACAACCAAGCUUCCCUCCAGGUUUCCAACAAGGGUCAAACUUGAAGAGGAAAUUAAGUGAACUACCUAUGAUGUUCAAAUCAGAGGCGCGGAUGGAAGAGAACAGAAAGCUUCGAGCAAAAUGCUCAGAAUUUGAGAAGGCGGAAGAACGACUCAAGCUCAAGGUGAUUCAGCUUAAAAUGGAAUUAGGAGAGGCCCAAAAGGAGUAUGUUCGUUUAUUGGAUGAGUUGCAAUGCCUGGAGAAGGUGAAGUGUGAAACAAGUUUUCAAUAUAUUUAGAUGUUUUAUUAGCAUAAUAAUAAUAUUAUUAUUAAUAUGUAUUUAGAUUUGUAAAAUAAUAUUCAUUUUUUGUUUGCAAAGGUGUAUCCUAUUUUCAUUUCUAGACUUAACAUGUAUGAAAAAUAAGCACCAUAAUUAGUAGGAAACACUACUAUGAUUUUAUGAGAUAAUUAGUGAUUUAGUGUGCAUUAAUAUUUAUACCAA